Molecule: messenger RNA, 2283 nt
Organism: Trichoderma gamsii
Lineage: Eukaryota; Fungi; Ascomycota; Sordariomycetes; Hypocreales; Hypocreaceae
Exons: 5
Coding region: 1-2283 (760 amino acids)
Biological process (GO): DNA-templated transcription; regulation of DNA-templated transcription
Cellular component (GO): nucleus
Molecular function (GO): DNA binding; DNA-binding transcription factor activity, RNA polymerase II-specific; zinc ion binding
Source: RefSeq, a predicted model, not a curated record
AUGCCACGCGCUAUGGAGUUCUAUUCUACCACGUCUGUUGCCUGUUAUACUUGCCGCAGGCGUAAGAUGAGAUGUAGCCGCGAUCGACCUUCGUGUUCAUCAUGUUUAUCGCUGGGGAGUGCCUGUUCUUAUCCUCACUCUACAAGAAAACCUGGUCCCAAGCCUGGUAGUAUCAGAGCGGCAUCGCGUAAUCAUCGGGGGUCGAGGACGAUGGGCACGUCAACUAGAACUAACAGUUCCAUGCGCGACUCUAACGGCGGUGUAAUGGGCGUUGUCGGUCGUACAGCCCCUGAACAAACCCCCAAUGCAACUCGCUCAGACUCUCUAGAGGAUACGUCCGGGGAGGACCUUGGGCGAUUGACGCCAACUUCUAGCCAGUGGUCACGCGGCACCGCGACGGUUUCGUUGAGUCACCUAGAAUCGAUAUCGCUCUCUGAUAUGAUGCAUCCCUCUCAUGAUAUACCUUCCUCUCAGCAAUCACCGGAUGAAGUAUACACCGAAGCUUCUAGAUCAUCGGCAGAAUCACAAAGGGCUGUCUGGGAGCUCCUCGAGGUUUCGCAGCAAGUAUAUGACGAACUCCUUCAAGCGUAUUUUCAUAACAUGUCGGCGUUUUCACUGUUUUACAAGCCAGGGUUUCUCGCCAAGCUGAGUGCUGUAUCAUCUGAUUCAGAGUCGGCCGCUCUAGUGGCAUCAAUGUUCAUCUUCUCUUCCCGCUUCCUUCAUGAUUCAAACAAGCGGGGGUGCUCAGAGUUUCAACAUCAAGACUAUGGCCCACUUCCGACCCCAGAGACCUUUCACACGCUGGCACGCAAGUUUAUCGCAGCUGCGCUUGAUGAGUCUUCUGAGGAUGCCCCAUCUCUGUGUGCCUUGCAGGCGUUGAUUCUCAGUACAUUUCACCAACUGUGGCAGGAUGUUCGAGGCUUGGCUUGGAGAUCACUUGGACUGUGUAUACGAGUUGCCUACGAGUUGAAUCUCCACAAAAUAGACGCUGAAAGAAUUGCUAACCAGAACGACAACUCUGCAUACGACAAAGAACAAUGGAUUCUGGACGAAGAACGUCGAAGAGCUUGGUGGGCAAUAUGGGAACUUGAUGCCUUUGCCUGCACAAUCCGACGGUUGCCGACUGGGCUUGAUUUGACGCAAACAAAGACUUUCUUGCCAGUCAGUGAUGAAGACUGGUUCGGAGGGACCUGCCAGCCCAGCUGCUGCCUGGAUGCUGACCCAAAGGCUCGAUGGAAGAUGCUUGAAAACUGCGCAAACCAGAGUUGGAAGUCAUGGUAUAUUGUGGUCAACUCGAUGAUGCGAGACGCUCAUCUUCUCUCGUAUUGUCGCGGAAGAUACGGCACAUCUGGAAUAAUACGAGAGGAAUUGAAGACGCUUGAAGAGUCUCUCUCUUCAUUUAGGAAAGCUCUACCAAAUCAACUAUCCUACUGCAACGAAUACCUUGGCUUUCAUUCCAAGAUCUCACCGGAGACACAGCCAACUCUAACUAAUGAUUGCGCCACAUAUAGCUUGUAUAUGAUGACGCAACUAACAAAAUUCAUGAUUUACCACUACCAAAUGUUCUGGGAAGGCCGAACAGCGGGGUCAACAUCUACUGUGGGCCUUACCGAAGAUUCGACAGACCAGCAGCACCCACCACCGACGUAUAAUGUCAAUAUUGAAGCUUGGAGCCGAUAUCUCGAAAGCGCCGACAACAUCCUUCGCAUGAUACGGAAUAGCAGCCCUUACCACGUCCGUUACGUGAACCCACUAUUUGCCAGCACCAUAUGGCUUGCAGCAGUUGCGCAAAUAGUAAGCAAGGUCUUUAACCCCGAGCCUUCAAAUGCGCAAACUUCACAGUCCAAGCUUGAGGUUUUGCAGCAUAAUUUCGACAGCUAUGUCUCAUUCUGGGGUACUUCCAAGGCUCUACAGCAUAAGCUCAACACUUUGGAAAGUCGUCUUCAGUGUAUUCGCCGGCGACAAAGCAACAGUUACUCUCAUAGUACGGACAGCAGGAACCCUUUGGCGAGAAACCAAUCCCAUGGCCCGACGAGUAGACAGUCUCUCGGAGUGAACUCUGGCUAUCAAGAUCUUCUCUUAGACAGUACAGCUACAGGUUCUACAAGAGCGGAUGUUCCACUUGAUCCGACGAGUAAUUUCUAUUCGUGCGGUCCCUUCGGAUUGCCUGCGGAUAUUGUGAACAGUGCGUGGCCGAUGGAUCUGACCAGCAUGAAGUACAACCCUUCUGAUGUGUUCAACUAUGACGCUCUGGAUUUUCUAAAUUACUCAUUUAAUGGCUAG